Messenger RNA from Malassezia japonica, 774 nucleotides. RefSeq lists its product as uncharacterized. NCBI's taxonomy places the organism in Eukaryota, Fungi, Basidiomycota, Malasseziomycetes, Malasseziales, Malasseziaceae. The record is from RefSeq and is a predicted model, not a curated record. The coding region runs from base 1 to 774 and encodes 257 amino acids. The transcript has a single exon.
AUGUCGGCGAACGGGGCAGGGGGGGCGCGCUGGAUGGAGCACGUUACAAUGGUGCUCGCACCCGAGUGCCAGGUCCCACCGCCGAUUACGCGGCCUCGAGAGAUGCACCCGCUUCCUGAAGGCGUCGAUGCGUACUGCGUAUACCCAUUUGCAGCAGAAGAGCUCGUAGCGUCGAGCGCAUCGCCCGUCUCGAGCCGCAGCGUCGCACAGAUGCAGGACCGGCGGGCGACGUACCUUGCCACACGCAAGGUGACGCAGGAGCGCGAAGCACAAGAACGUAUGCGCCGCUUGGCUCCGGGAUGGGUCCCUGACCAGAUGCUGGAGCCGACGCCGGCACACUCCAAAGGCCUCCGUGAGGGCUGGGGGGCGAGUCUAGCAUCGGACGCGCCGCCGCCGGCCGUGGCCGAGUCUAAGGGCCCGCUGGCUGCGCCUGCAGAAGAGCCACCUGCAGAGCGGCCGCCCGCACCGACGCCUUUGUCGGCAGCGCCACUGGACACGCCCGCCGCGCACGUAAACGUGCCGGGACGGGAGCCGCCAGACCCAUCCCCCACGAGCGAGCCGACCAACGAGCCGCCGCCGACGGCUGCGCCUGAGUUUCAUACCCAGCCGACGCCGCCGCCUCCGGCAUCGGACCCCGCGCCGGAGCCUGUGGACCGCCCCGAGGCACCGACACCUCUGGCCGCAUCGGCGCACAACGAACCCACCCCCUCUCGCAAACAGAGCACAGACGACGACGAGCUCGACCGUCUUGCAGCAGACAUGAACAGUUUGUAG